CCAGUUUGGCUCAGCCCAAAUCAGUAGACCCUGCACGUGCAAGCAAGUGAAGCAAUCAUCGAUAUAUAAUACCUUAACAUUGAACAUCAACCGCCCCUCAUGCGAUUUAAACUAUCCAACUAUGUACGGCUCUUCCGGUUGAGUAGCUUUGCCGGGGAACUGCAUUUGUCAGCGAGUCUCGCUUGUCGUUUCAGACCGACAUUUAACAACGCUCUUCCUUUACUUUUCGCCCGAAAACUCGCGAUGCAGACGAGUCGAAAUGUAACCAGCAGUGGCUGUGGUGAAGAGAGCUUGGGCAGAGCAGAUCAACCGAGUCCGGGGCUUUUCAGCAGCAUUCCUACUGUCACAACCGAAGACACGGGUCCUGCGGUCGACAAGAAAAGGGUGGUUAGCACACUUGUCGCUGACGAGAGGAAGUUGAGGACCCCGAGUCCUUUGUUUGGGGCCAACGGCGAUGACGAUUCCGAGGCAGAGUCUUUCCGGGAUGGGAGGACGGAGGAGGUCGACCGGGACACCAGAGGCAGGGCGUUUGCUUGGUGUCGAGACUUUCUGUCAGGGUCGUGGAAAACCAUCGAAGAGGAUCAGUUUCAAAUCAGCAUCGUUAGUGGCGGCCUGAGUAAUCUGCUGUACCUGUGUAGUUUGCCUGACCAUGUGCACCCUGUGGGAGAGGAACCUCGCCAGGUGCUCCUCAGAAUCUAUGGUGCUAUCCUACAGGGAGUGGACUCCCUGGUCUCGGAGAGCGUCAUGUUUGCCAUCCUUGCUGAACGAACUCUUGGGCCAAAACUUUAUGGCAUCUUUCCUGAGGGACGCUUGGAACAGUACCUGCCGAAUACCCGGAUGCGCAUGGAACAACUUUCAGAUCCGGCUAUCUCAGCUGAAAUUGCCACAAAGUUGGCACGUUUUCAUGAAAUGCUUAUGCCCUUUAACAAAGAGCCUAAGUGGCUGUUUGGGACCAUUGACAAAUACAUGGAUCAAGUGAUGAAACUCAAUUUUGUACGUGAAGCACAUGUGAAGAAAUAUAAGAAGCUGAUGAAGUUGGACCUGCCUGCUGAGCUUGAGCGUCUCCGUGCCCUGCUGGCAGCGACUCCAUCCCCAGUGGUGUUCUGCCACAAUGAUGUCCAGGAAGGUAACAUUCUGUCACUGGAAGGCCGGGACCACACUUCAACGGAGAGGCUAAUGCUGAUAGACUUUGAGUACAGCAGUUACAAUUACAGGGGGUUUGACUUUGGUAACCAUUUCUGUGAGUGGAUGUAUGAUUACACUUAUGAUCAGUGGCCCUUCUACAAAGCGACACCGGAGAACUAUCCCACCAGAGAACAGCAGCUCCAUUUCAUCAAAGCGUAUUUGGCAGAACAGAGAAGGGACUCUGACAGUAUGGAGGACCAGACACAGAUCGAAGAGGACAUAAUAAUUGAAGCUAACAGGUAUGCUUUAGCAUCACACUUCCUCUGGGGGCUGUGGUCCAUCAUUCAAGCAAAGAUAUCCAAGAUUGAGUUUGGGUACAUGGACUAUGCCCAGUGUCGGUUUGAUGCCUACUUCAAGCAAAAAAAGCUGUUCUCCUGAUUUCCACCUUGUUAGCAGAAUGUAACGUCUCAUUUAGCUGUUCUCGUCCCUCUUCAUUCUCUUUUUAAUACAAUCUGAGCCUACAGGCAGUCAGUUUUGGUGAAGCACUUGUCUCUAUGGUGUAGAGCCACAGUCAGUUAAUCGGUUAGUGUGAAAGAAAAUUAGUUGCCAAAUGUGUUGGUAAUUGAUUAAUCAUUUUUCAAACAAAAAUGUCAAAUGUUUGCUGGUUCCAGCCUCUCAUAUGUGAAGAUUUGCUCCUUUUCUUUGUUAUUUAUGAAAAUAAAUGAAUAGUGUUUGCAUUUUGCACUGUUGGUUAGACAAAAGAACCAGUUUGAAGACAUCACUUUGGCAUCAAAUUAUGAUGGACGUUUUAUAGACUAAAAGAUUAAUCAAUUAAUUAUGAAAAUAAUGGGCAAAAUAAUCAGUAAUGAAAAUAAUUGUGAAUAGAGCAACCAUUAUUUAUUACGACCAAUCUUGGUUGCCAGAAUAUUACUUCUCACUUCUUUUUUUUUUAUUACUUCUUUUAACCUCAAACUGUAAAUCUUACUGUAGUAGUCAUGUUGGCAUACUAAACCAGUGGUGUUGAGCUCAUUGUGGAAGUCUUUUGUGUAUGUUUUGGUUUUUGUAUUUUUAGUUAUUCUACCUCACUCCUGCUGAUGUUCAUUAUGCAUUAUGACAUAUGGAUUCCAUGAGGGCCAGUUAUAACAGCAUGUUAAAAUAAAGAUCCAGUAAAGUUCUACAUUCAGCAAAUUAUUACAUGAGGGCUAUUUUAUAUAGCAUUACUGUAGACAGCAAUACUGCUAAUUUAACCAGAACAGCCACAAAGUGAAAGGUAUGUAAGUCAGUAAUGAUUUUGUCACCAUUUUGACAUCAGUUAUUAACUGUUUGUUCUAUAUAUUUUAUUAUCUGCCGAUAUAUUUAGCUUUUACUUAGAGUUUUUUCUGUUUUGUUUUUCUUUUUCAGAAGAAUCAUGACUUCAUCAGUCAUUGUAUUAGGUUACUAGUUAACAUAUAACUAAAAUGUUCACUUCACACGUGUAUGCAAUUACUUUUUUGCCUAAAUUAGAUGAAAUCUGUCUGAAUAAGAAGUCACUUUUUUAUUUGUUUAGAUUCCUUUAUGAUGGUUUCAUUUAUUUAGAUUGUCUUCUGUACUUGACUAAAUAUACUGUCAUCAGUUAACAUCUUCAUGUCUUUUUUUUUUUUUUUUAACACAUAGAUGCAUCAGUUUACUCAUGAGAAGAAACUAAGCGUAACUGUGCCUCAUUAACUACCUAUUGCUGUUUUCUUUAAGCAUCAUUGUCCUAGCACAGUUUGUUUCUGUUAAAACGUGUAUUAUAUUGGGCCUGUUUGCACUAAAAAUACAGAUAAUAAAUAUGCUUCAAACCUC
Scatophagus argus is the source of this 2949-nucleotide messenger RNA. It is a transcript of the gene chkb, whose product is annotated as choline kinase beta. Lineage: Eukaryota; Metazoa; Chordata; Actinopteri; Scatophagidae. Gene Ontology annotation, biological process: phosphatidylethanolamine biosynthetic process; CDP-choline pathway. Bases 100 to 1563 code for a protein of 487 amino acids. The record is from RefSeq and is a predicted model, not a curated record. The transcript is spliced from 11 exons. Gene Ontology annotation, molecular function: choline kinase activity; ethanolamine kinase activity. Gene Ontology annotation, cellular component: cytoplasm.